CCAUCAGAGGAGGAAAUACAAUCAUGAAUCGCCAUUCACAGUUGCUCGUGGCUCUCUCAGUCACUCCCCGUCUUGCUCUUGCUCUUGCUCUUGCUCUGUAUCACACACUUGUUACUUUUGGUACAGAGGCGUCAGUGCGUGGAUGUGAAAGACAUGCAGGAGUGUUAGCUUUGUUACUGUACAGAACGCUCACAAUGCACGUGAGACAUGACCAACAAGGCGCCCUGGGAUAACUCAAGCAGUCUGUGCAGCAUGGAGUUAACAGCCGGCUGCUCUCCCACAGUUCCCGAGCCUGAGCUGUACCGCAGCAUCCAGGCUGUACUGCCCAAGGAAACAGACAACCGAGAGACGCCUGACUGUUACAACAAAGGCAUGCUGAGAUGGACGCUUCAUAAGAAGGUUCGAAACAAUCCUGCCAACAGCUUAUCUCUAGUGUGGGUGCUGAUAAAGGAGUUAGAGAAGGCUGAAAGAUGGGACAGCCGCAGAUACAUCAUCCCUCUACUCCACACACUCAUGUAUGCCAUUGUGCAGACGGCCUACAUUCCAGAUGAGCUGUACAAGCGGGUGUAUGACUUUUCUAAAAGACUCCUUACUUACCCUCAUCCAUACUGCACUGUUGGCCUCAGCUACACAAGACAGAUAAAAGUUGAACGCUCCAUUCCAGGUCUCAUGUACCAGAGGAUGGUAGUAGCAGAGCAGAGACUGAAAAAUGAGCACUAUCCCUUUCAGGAAAGGGUCUUUAUAUUGGCAGACCCAGCGGUUUUCUCUGGUGCCCUGGGACAGGUUGUGUUUGAUGCUGUUGAGGCAUCGGCUUCAGCAUCAGGUGGAUUCCCAUCUCCAUCAGAUCACAUGCGCAGUGUCGUUCAACACUCCAUACAGGCUGCUUUAGGAGCAGAGCAGUGCCAUGGCCUGAAGCUGGCUCAAGCCCUGAAGGACAUGGGCCAAGACGUUGAGCCGUACUUUCAGGAAGUGUUGGCGACUUUAGAGCAGAGCAUGGAGGGAGGCAGCAAAGGAGAGGGGGGAAUGCUAAGAAGUCGCCUUCAGCAGCUGUACAGUGAGAUUGUCACUGAUAAAUUUGUAGAGCCAUUGUCCUGCGGACCAUUGUGUGACUGCCCUCUUCCCAACCCUGAGAUGAGCUUCUACAUGUGGACAGAGGAUCUGGAUAUCUGGCGAGAACUGGCCAAGUGGUUUCGAUCCAGCUCCGUGUCGGAUCCAUUUUCCCUCUGCCAGGAGCAGGAGGACUUCGAACUGGGGGAGUCGCCCAGUGAGCCGCCCUCUGACAAGACUCGCUUCUCUGUCAUGUCCAAUGACAGUGGCAUUGAAAGAGACCUUCCCCCCUGUGCCGAUCCCUCUGCAUCCUUGUGUUUAGACGUUCCCACAUCAUGUACAUCAUGGGACCAAGGGAAAAGUGAACAAGAAUCAGGUAAACUCUCACGACGAGGAUGCAUCAAGAUGAAACCCACAGUAAAGGACAGUAUGGUCCUGAUGCAGGACACCUUAGAGGACCACGCAAGUCAUGGAGGGGGGGGUGGGGGUGGAGGGAGAGGAGGAAGAAGAGGAACCACUCUACAAAGGCGAGCAGGGAACAGCGCGAUGCAGAACCCCUUUCCAAAGCAGCAGAGAUACUUCACAGCCAGGAUAGUUGCCAUGGGUGAUGACAGAGUACUGGGACGCCUGGCUCAGACCUACUACUUCUUCAGGAAAAGGGAAGCACGGAGGAUUUUUCUUACAAUGAAAGUCAACCUCCAAUUUUAUUACAUCCCUGUUUGCACAGCUCCAACUCACACCUCUCCUGUCAAGGAAAUCUUCAGUCAGUUGAAGGGGAGUCCCUGCACUCUCGGUUCUUACUUGAGCAUGGUGGAUCCAUGGUACAACUGUAACAUCAAGAAUUUAGGAUGCACAAUUGCCAAACUGGCUGAGAUGCAACAGGUGAACCCAGGAAGGCCAAAAGAUCCCUUCAUAUCUGACGUCAUUUCCUACUACGUUCGCACCGGUCAGCAGCCUGUCUACUUCACCAUCUACUUUGUAAAGUUGACCUUCACCAGCUUGACCAAGGAUCCUGUAGAAGAUGUGUUUCUUACUCAUCUAGACCUGGAGUUUCCUGAGUUCAAACAGAUCUCAGCAUCAGUCAGAGAAAAACAGAGGAGGAGCUCAAGUGAGGUGUGUGGAGCUGUUGUCUCAAUAACAUACAAUAAGGUGACGCUAAGUGGCCGUGACGUUGGAAAGGGAAUGUCAAUCAGGACGUCGGGUGCACAGAUCAGUGCUAUCCCCUCCAGUGAAGCAGAAGAUCUGAACUGUUUGACACUGAGUUUUAACGAACCUCCAACAAAAACUAAAAACCAUACAGCGGAGUCAAAGAUUCGGAUGAGCGACAUUAAUAUUCGCUCACUGGAAAACCGAUCAUUCACUGUUACACUGGACAGAGAUUGCCGUAGGACCUUCAAAGACGUGCAGAGCAUUGAAAUCUUCCCAUGUCUCGAUCCUGGUUACUGCGUCCAGAAAACCAUGAGGUCCAAAUUCAGCUUGGGAGAGGAGAAAGAUGCUGGACUCAGCAAGUACAUGAGCAAAGGACUUCCCCUACCAAUCAACACUUUUGCUGGUAUAAUCAACUGACCUCUGUCCCACGCGAUGGAGUAUCCCCUCAGACAUACACGGGACCAUCCACCCUGGGGUUUUCACACAUAAUGGAAACAGCGGCUUCUACUGUUUCAACGAGUCUGACACAUGAAAAGACAGAAAACUGAGCUGCUCCUGAAACCAACGUGUUUCAGACUGACUGGCACGUACUGUAAAGACUGUAAACUGUAAACAGAAAGAUGCUAAAUCAAAAGAAACGUGACACCAGCUGAUGGAUUUACCUGUUUUUUUACUGUAAUAUGAACAGAGGUUUAUGACUUUCUCACAGUAUCUGCCGUGCAUGACUCUACCACUGUGCAUAUUUUAAAACAGUCAGCACAGUAUAUGCAGCUGGUCAGAGCAAGAGCUGAUGCACAUAGAAAUGACAGAACAACAGAUACUGGAUCAGUGAAUGUCACAGAAUGUCAUAUGACUGUGACACAAUCAGCACUUUGGUUUGUCGGGUUGAAAUGUUUUUUUGUAGCAGUAUUUCUACAUCAUAGAUACACUAACUUUUACCCUUAGAAUUGCUUCCUUACACACACACACACACACACACCUGGUUUCAGAAUCAGUCUGUCAGAUAUUGAAGAUUGUUGAAAGGCUGGUACGAUGAGAGCUGACCAUUCACUGUCUUCAUUUCUCUUUGUGUUACUCAAAUGUUUCAUAUUACUUGCUCUUCCAGGAACAGCCUAUUACACAGUAUGAAGAUUGCAGAUGAUUGACAUUAAUCCUGGAUUUAGAGAUUUGAAAGUUUCUAGAAAUACACUAUAUAAGUAGAGAAGCUAAAGCUAUUUCCAGUGUCAGAAAUGACUACAGAACACAGUCUGAGAUGCAUGCACAAGCUGAACUAUUGUUGUAGACUGCUGCCUGUCUCUGUAAAGGUAUUAGAAACAAGCCAGAGACGAGGCUCUUGUGCAGUUUGCAAGAUGAAGAUCAAACUUGGGGAAACUUGAAAGUGAAACUUGCACACGUGCCAGUAACUGUCUCAGAUUUAACCUGUUAGUUCUGAGGUGUAAAGUUAUCAUCAGUCCCCCCCCCCCAUCUGCUGUGGUGGGUUUCCUGAAACUAAUGUGUUCUGAGAUGCGUCUAAAAUUGCAGGUGUAAUUUGCUUGUGUUAGUGGAACGCCAUCUGAGCAGCUGCUUGUAAAGCAUGUAAUAUGAAAUGACAUGUGUCUACUUAUGUAAUUCUGUUAUUAAUGUAUAUAUUAUGAACAUGAAUGAAUGAAUGAAACAAAGUCAUGCUACAGUAUGAUAUGUUCUAUAUGGGUGCUUCUAUGAAACUGGUCCCUAAAAACAGGAUAGAGGGGCUAAAAAUUCACACCAGAUGUAGACUGUUAUGAAGCAAGUUUGGAAGCACUUUGGGUUAUUUAAAAAAUAAAUAUUA
Sphaeramia orbicularis (orbiculate cardinalfish) is the source of this 4003-nucleotide messenger RNA. RefSeq names its product phosphoinositide-3-kinase regulatory subunit 6 (gene pik3r6). The transcript is spliced from 21 exons. Gene Ontology annotation, molecular function: 1-phosphatidylinositol-3-kinase regulator activity. Lineage: Eukaryota; Metazoa; Chordata; Actinopteri; Kurtiformes; Apogonidae. Bases 208 to 2613 code for a protein of 801 amino acids. Gene Ontology annotation, cellular component: phosphatidylinositol 3-kinase complex, class IB. Gene Ontology annotation, biological process: positive regulation of MAP kinase activity; G protein-coupled receptor signaling pathway. The record is from RefSeq and is a predicted model, not a curated record.